Messenger RNA from Solanum pennellii, 2864 nucleotides. RefSeq names its product granule-bound starch synthase 2, chloroplastic/amyloplastic. Gene Ontology annotation, molecular function: alpha-1,4-glucan glucosyltransferase (UDP-glucose donor) activity. NCBI's taxonomy places the organism in Eukaryota, Viridiplantae, Streptophyta, Magnoliopsida, Solanales, Solanaceae. Bases 288 to 2594 code for a protein of 768 amino acids. The record is from RefSeq and is a predicted model, not a curated record. The transcript is spliced from 8 exons.
CUCUUAAACUUUCUGGUUUCUACUCAGAGGCUGAGCUUUCCAUUCUCGGUGAAUCUAAUCCUCACAGGGAUCCCUUCUUCGGGGACCCAUUUUUCAUCAACAUUGACCUCCAUUGUCGUUACUUGUUGGUUUUUCUUUUCACAAUCUAAUACCCCUAAUUCUCUGUACUAGUCUCUAUUCAAUUGGGUUUUCUUUAUCUCAACUGGGUCGUCUUCUAUUUCCACUAGGUCACUCUGGUUCUUGAAAUCUUGGGUUCCUAUUAUCCCUGUGAACUUCAUCUUUAUGUAAUGGAAAAUUCCAUUGUUCUUCAUACUGGAAAUCAAUUCCACCCCAGCUUACCCUUUUUCUCAUUUAGGCCCGAAAAGUUAUCUCGAAUUCAUGGCUCCAGUAGAGAGCAAAUGUGGAGGAUCAAGCGCGUUAAAGCAACAGGUGAAAAUUCUGGGGAAGCUGCAAGUGCUGAUGAAUCGGAUGAUGCCUUACAGGUUACAAUUGAAAAGAGCAAAAAGGUUUUAGCCAUGCAACAGGACCUACUUCAACAGAUUGCAGAAAGAAGAAAAGUAGUCUCUUCAAUAAAAAGCAGUCUUGCCGAUGUUACUGGUACUUAUGAUGGUGGGAGUGGUAGCUUAUCAGAUGUUGAUAUCCCUGACGUGGAUAAAGAUUAUAAUGUUACUGUACCUAGUACUUCUGCUACUCCAAUUACUGAUGUCGAUAAAAAUACACCGCCUGCUAUAAGCGAAGAUUUUGUUGAGAGUAAAAGAGAAGUCAAAAGGGACCUGGCCGAUGAAAGGGCACCCCCACUGUCAAGAUCAUCCAUCACAGCCAGUAGCCAGACUUCCUCUACUGUAAGUUCCAAAAGAACGUUGAAUGUCCCUCCAGAAACUCCGAAGUCCAGUCAAGAGACACUUUUGAAUGUGAAUUCGCGCAAAAGUUUAGUCGAUGUUCCUGGAAAGAAGAUCCAGUCUUAUAUGCCUUCAUUAUGUAAAGAAUCCUCAGCACAAUCCCAUGUGGAACAGAGGAAUGAAAAUCUUGAAGGAUCAAGUGCUGAGGCAAACGAAGAGACUGAAGAUCCUGUGAAUAUAGAUGAGAAACCUCCUCCAUUGGCCGGAACAAAUCUUAUGAACAUUAUUUUGGUGGCUUCAGAAUGCGCUCCAUGGUCUAAAACAGGUGGGCUUGGAGAUGUUGCUGGAGCAUUACCGAAAGCUUUGGCUCGACGAGGCCACAGAGUUAUGGUUGUGGCACCUCGUUAUGACAACUAUACUGAACCUCAAGAUUCUGGUGUAAGAAAAAUUUAUAAAGUUCACGGUCAGGAUGUGGAAGUGACUUACUUCCAAGCUUUUAUUGAUGGUGUGGAUUUUGUUUUCAUUGACAGCCAUAUGUUUAGACACAUUGGGAACAACAUAUACGGAGGGAACCGUGUGGAUAUUUUAAAGCGCAUGGUUUUAUUUUGCAAAGCAGCGAUUGAGGUUCCUUGGCAUGUUCCAUGUGGUGGGGUCUGCUAUGGAGAUGGAAAUUUAGUGUUCAUUGCUAAUGAUUGGCAUACUGCUUUAUUGCCAGUAUAUCUGAAAGCUUAUUAUCGUGACAAUGGAAUUAUGAACUAUACAAGAUCUGUCCUGGUGAUUCAUAACAUCGCUCAUCAGGGUCGUGGUCCUUUGGAGGAUUUUUCAUAUGUAGAUCUUCCACCACACUAUAUGGACCCUUUCAAGUUGUAUGACCCAGUAGGAGGUGAGCAUUUCAACAUUUUUGCGGCUGGUCUAAAGACAGCAGAUCGUGUAGUUACAGUUAGUCAUGGAUAUUCAUGGGAACUUAAGACUUCCGAAGGUGGUUGGGGAUUGCAUCAGAUAAUUAAUGAGAACGAUUGGAAAUUACGGGGUAUUGUGAAUGGGAUUGAUACAAAAGAGUGGAACCCUGAGUUGGAUGUUCACUUACAGUCAGAUGGUUACGUGAACUACUCCUUGGACACACUGCAGACUGGCAAGCCUCAAUGUAAAGCUGCAUUGCAGAAGGAACUUGGUUUACCAGUUCGUGAUGAUGUCCCACUGAUUGGUUUCAUUGGGAGGCUUGACCCACAAAAGGGUGUUGAUCUGAUUGCUGAGGCAGUGCCUUGGAUGAUGGGUCAGGAUGUACAACUGGUCAUGUUGGGUACGGGGAGGCCUGACCUUGAACAGAUGCUAAGGCAAUUUGAGUGUCAACACAAUGAUAAAAUUAGAGGAUGGGUUGGUUUCUCUGUGAAGACUUCUCAUCGUAUAACUGCUGGUGCAGACAUUCUGCUCAUGCCUUCUAGAUUUGAGCCUUGUGGACUGAACCAGCUUUAUGCAAUGACAUAUGGGACUAUUCCUGUUGUUCAUGCAGUAGGAGGACUCAGAGAUACUGUGCAGCCCUUUGAUCCUUUUAAUGAGUCAGGACUGGGGUGGACCUUCAGUAGGGCUGAAGCUAACCAGCUGAUCCACGCAUUAGGAAAUUGCUUGCUGACUUAUCGUGAGUACAAAAAGAGUUGGGAGGGGAUUCAGACGCGUUGUAUGACACAAGACUUAAGUUGGGAUAAUGCUGCUCAGAACUAUGAAGAAGUUCUCAUCGCUGCUAAGUAUCAGUGGUGAGGUUCAUUACUUGUAGAUAUUUGGGGUUUUUAUCAAGUUCCAAUGAUGGCAUUUCAGAGACAUGUUACUGGUAUCGCCACGAGAGGAUGCAACAAGUUGGUUAACUAUCAUACUACUACCACGUCAGGAAUGAUUGCCGCGCUUGAUCAUAUAAUCAUGUAUAUACUCUAUUUUGUUAGCAAAAUGUAGUUACAUGUUGCAAUUUCUACUCUAUACUUUUUGGAAGUUUUAGUGUCAAAUAAUCAGCACCUCAAUUUUAGUUUAGAUGUA